Molecule: messenger RNA, 10759 nt
Organism: Molossus molossus (Pallas's mastiff bat)
Lineage: Eukaryota; Metazoa; Chordata; Mammalia; Chiroptera; Molossidae
Gene: CSMD1
Product: CUB and Sushi multiple domains 1
Exons: 70
Coding region: 1-10662 (3553 amino acids)
Source: RefSeq, a predicted model, not a curated record
AUGUCUCCUUCCUCCUCCACACGGCAAAUCCCCCCACGUCACCAGGAAGAUGGUCAGAGCUGCGGAGGCUUGGUCCAGGGUCCCAAUGGCACCAUCGAGAGCCCGGGGUUCCCCCACGGUUACCCCAACUACGCGAACUGCACCUGGAUCGUGGUCACCGGGGAGCGCAGUCGGAUACAGCUGUCCUUCCACACCUUCGCCCUGGAGGAGGACUUCGACAUCCUGUCGGUGUACGACGGGCAGCUGCAGCAGGGGAACCUGAAAGUGAGGCUGUCGGGAUUUCAGCUGCCCUCGUCCAUCGUCAGCACCGGCUCCAUCCUGACGCUGUGGUUCACCACCGACUUCGCCGUCAGUGCCCAGGGCUUCAAAGCCCUGUACGAAGUUCUGCCCAGCCACACCUGCGGGAAUCCUGGGGAAAUACUCAAAGGCGUCCUGCACGGAACGAGAUUCAACAUCGGAGACAAGAUUCGGUACAGCUGUCUCUCCGGCUACGUCCUGGAAGGCCACGCCAUGCUCACCUGCAUCGUCAGCCCGGGGAACGGCGCAUCCUGGGACUUCCCCGCCCCGUUCUGCAGAGCCGAGGGAGCCUGCGGGGGCACCUUGCGGGGCACGAGCGGCAGCAUCUCCAGCCCCCACUUCCCUUCGGAGUACGAGAACAACGCGGACUGCACGUGGACCGUCCUGGCCGAACCUGGGGACACCAUCGCUCUGGUCUUCACCGACUUCCAGCUGGAGGAGGGCUAUGACUUCCUGGACAUCAGCGGGACAGAGGCGCCGUCCAUAUGGCUGACGGGCAUGAACCUUCCCUCCCCCGUCAUCAGCAGCAAGAACUGGCUGCGGCUCCAUUUCACGUCGGACAGUAACCAUCGGCGCAAAGGGUUCAACGCUCAGUUUCAAGUGAAAAAGGCCAUUGAACUGAAGUCAAGAGGAGUGAAGAUGCUGCCCAGCAAGGAGAACAGCCACAAGCACUCUGUCUUGAGCCAAGGAGGUGUAGCCUUGGUCUCCGACAUGUGCCCAGACCCCGGGGUGCCAGAGUACGGGCGAAGAGCAGGAUCCGACUUCAGGGUUGGCGCAAGUGUGCAGUUCUCCUGUGAGGACAACUACGUGCUCCAGGGCUCCAAGAGCAUCACCUGCCAGAGGGUCACAGAGACACUGGCUGCCUGGAGCGACCACCGGCCCCUCUGCCGAGCUCGAACGUGUGGGUCAAACCUGCGUGGACCCAGCGGCGUCAUCACCUCCCCCAACUACCCGGUGCAGUACGAGGACAACGCGCACUGCGUGUGGGUGAUCACCACCACGGACCCCGACAAGGUCAUCAAGCUGGCCUUCGAGGAGUUUGAGCUGGAGCGAGGCUAUGACACCCUGACCGUGGGAGACUCAGGCAGAGUGGGCGACACCAGGACAGUGCUGUACGUGCUCACGGGAUCCAGCGUCCCCGACCUGAUCGUGAGCAUGAGCGACCAGAUGUGGCUCCACCUGCAGUCCGACGACAGCAUCGCGUCCCCUGGCUUCAAGGCCGUCUACCAAGAAAUCGAAAAGGGGGGCUGCGGGGACCCCGGCGUCCCUGCCUACGGGCGGCGGACGGGCAGCCGCUUCCUCCACGGAGACUCGCUGACCUUCGAGUGCCAGGCGGCCUUCGAGCUGGUGGGGGAGAGAGUCAUCACCUGCCAGCGCAACAACCAGUGGUCCGGCAACAAGCCCAGCUGCGUGUUCUCGUGUUUCUUCAACUUCACGGCGCCGUCGGGCCUCAUCCUGUCCCCGAACUACCCGGAGGAGUACGGCAACAACAUGAACUGCGUGUGGCUGAUCAUCUCCGAGCCUGGCAGCAGGGUCCACCUCAUCUUCAACGACUUCGACGUGGAGCCGCAGUUCGACUUCCUGGCGGUCAAGGACGACGGCGUGUCCGACAUGACCGUCCUCGGGACGUUUUCUGGCAACGAGGUGCCCUCCCAGCUGGCCAGCAGCGGGCACAUCGUGCGCCUGGAGUUCCAGUCCGACCACUCCACCACCAGCAGAGGGUUCAACAUCACGUACACCACGUUUGGGCAGAACGAGUGCCACGACCCCGGCAUCCCCGUCAACGGACAGCGCUUUGGCGACCGGUUCCUCCUGGGCAGCUCGGUCACCUUCCACUGUGACGACGGCUUUGUGAAGACGCAGGGCUCCGAGUCCAUCGUGUGCUCCCUGCAGGACGGCAACGUGGUGUGGAGCUCGGCCGUGCCCCGCUGCGAAGCCCCGUGUGGCGGACACCUCACCGCAUCCAGCGGCGUCAUUCUGCCUCCCGGGUGGCCAGGAUAUUACAAAGACUCUCUGAAUUGUGAGUGGAUCAUUGAGGCAAAACCAGGACAGUCGAUCAAGAUAACUUUUGACAGGUUUCAGACCGAAGUGAACUAUGACACCCUGGAGGUGCGGGACGGGCCGGCCAGCUCGUCGCCGCUCAUCGGGGAGUACCAGGGCACCCAGGCCCCCCAGUUCCUCAUCAGCACCGGCAACGCCAUGCGCCUGCUCUUCACCACGGACAGCAGCCGGGCCAGCGUGGGCUUCCUCAUCCGCUACGAGAGUGUCACCGUUGACUCAGACUCCUGUCUCGACCCUGGGAUCCCCGUGAACGGCCGUCGGCAGGGCGACAACUUCAGCCUCCAGUCCACAGUGACGUUCAGCUGCGACCCUGGGUACACGCUCAGCGACGAGGAGCCCCUGGUCUGUGAGCGGGACCACCAGUGGACGCACGCGCUGCCCAGCUGUGACGCGCUCUGUGGAGGCUACAUCCACGGGCAGAGUGGGACCGUCCUUUCUCCGGGGUUCCCCGACUUUUACCCCAACUCCCUGAACUGCACGUGGACCAUCGAGGUGUCUCAUGGGAAGGGAGUGCAGAUGACGUUCCACACCUUCCACCUGGAGAGCUCGCACGACUACCUGCUGGUGGCGGAGGACGGGGGCUUCUCCGAGCCCGUGGCCAGGCUCACGGGGUCUGUGCUGCCGCACACGGUCAAGGCCGGCUUGUUUGGGAGCUUCACGGCCCAGCUCCGGUUCAUAUCCGACUUCUCCAUCUCCUACGAGGGCUUCAACAUCACGUUCUCAGAGUACGACCUGGAGCCCUGUGAGGACCCGGGCGUCCCUGCCUUCAGCCGAAGAAUCGGUUUUCAGUUCGGAGUCGGGGACACGCUGACCUUCUCCUGCUUCCCGGGGUAUCGCUUAGAAGGUGCCACCAAGCUUACGUGCCUGGGUGGGGGCCGCCGUGUGUGGAGUGCCCCUCUGCCAAGGUGUGUGGCCGAAUGUGGGGCCAGCGUGCGAGGAAAUGAAGGGACGUUGCUGUCGCCCCACUUCCCCUCCAACUACGACAACAACCACGAGUGCAUCUACAAGGUGGAGACAGAGACGGGCAAGGGGAUCCGCCUCCGGGCCCUCAGCUUCCAGCUCCUCGAGGGGGACACGCUGAAGGUGUACGACGGACGGGACAGUUCCUCGCGCCCACUGGGGACCUUCACGAGGAACGAGCUGAUGGGCCUGGUCCUCAACAGCACCUCGAACCACCUGUGGCUGGAGUUCGCCUCCAACGGCUCGGACACCGACCAGGGCUUCCAGCUCACCUACACCAGCUUUGACCUGGUGAAGUGUGAGGACCCCGGGGUGCCCAGCUAUGGCUACCGGGUCCGGGACGAUGGCCAGUUCGCGGACAGCGCCGUCCUGUACAGCUGCAACCCGGGCUACACCAUGCAUGGCAGCAGCACCCUCACCUGUCUGAGCGGCGACCGGAGGGUGUGGGACAAGCCCUUGCCGACCUGCGUGGCGGAGUGCGGGGGGCAGGUCCGCGCGGCCACCUCGGGGCGCCUGCUGUCCCCCGGCUACCCGGCUCCCUAUGCCAACAACCUGCACUGUACCUGGGUCAUCGAGGCCGACCCCGGGAGGACCAUCAGCCUGCACUUCGUGGUGUUCGACACCGAGACGAACCACGACGUGCUGAAGGUGUGGGACGGGCCGGUGGACAGCGCCAUCCUGCUGAAGCAGUGGAGCGGCUCGGCGCUGCCCGAGGACAUCCACAGCACCUUCAACUCGCUCACCCUGCAGUUCGACAGCGACUUCUUCAUCAGCAAGUCCGGCUUCUCCGUGCAGUUCUCCACCUCAGUGGCGUCCACCUGCAACGACCCAGGGGUGCCCCAGAAUGGCACCCGCUACGGUGACAGCAGGGAGCCCGGGGACACCGUCACCUUCCAGUGCGACCCUGGCUAUCAGCUCCAAGGACAGGCGGAGGUCACCUGUGUGCAGCUGGAUAACCGCUUCUUCUGGCAGCCAGACCCGCCCACCUGCACAGCUGCCUGUGGAGGGAACCUGACUGGCCCAGCAGGUGUCAUCCUGUCUCCAAACUACCCACAGCCAUACCCUCCUGGGAAAGAAUGCGACUGGAGAAUUAAGGUGAACCCGGACUUUGUCAUCGCCCUGAUCUUCAAAAGCUUCAACAUGGAGCCCAGCUACGACUUCCUGCACAUCUACGAGGGCCAGGACUCCAACAGCCCGCUGGUCGGCAGCUUCCAGGGUGCACAGGCCCCCGAGCGCAUCGAGAGCAGCGGCAGCAGCCUGUUCCUGGCCUUCCGGAGCGACGCCUCCGUGGGCUUGUCCGGCUUCGCCAUCGAGUUCAAAGAGAAGCCCCGGGAAGCCUGUUUUGACCCUGGGAAUAUAAUGAACGGGACCAGAGUCGGGACCGAUUUCAAGCUGGGCUCCAGCGUGACCUACCAGUGCGACUCCGGCUACAAGCUCGCCGACGCCUCGUCCAUCUCGUGUGUGCUCGGGGCCGACGGGAAGCCGGCCUGGAACCAGGCCCUGCCGUCCUGCAGGGCUCCCUGCGGAGGCCAGUACACUGGAUCGGAGGGGGUGGUACUGUCCCCCAAUUACCCUCAGAACUACACAGCGGGCCAGACAUGCCUCUAUUCCAUAGCGGUGCCAAAGGAAUUUGUGGUGUUCGGACAGUUCGCCUACUUCCAGACAGCGCUGAACGACGUAGCCGACCUGUUUGACGGGGCGCAUCCGCAGGCCAGGCUGCUCAGCUCGCUGUCCGGGUCGCACUCAGGAGAGACGCUGCCCUUGGCGACAUCCAAUCAGAUUCUGCUCCGAUUCAGCGCCAAGAGCGGGGCGUCGGCCCGAGGUUUCCAUUUCGUGUAUCAAGCUGUCCCUCGGACCAGCGACACCCAGUGCAGCUCUGUCCCUGAGCCCAGAUACGGAAGGAGAAUCGGCUCCGAGUUUUCCGCGGGUUCCAUUGUCCGGUUCGAGUGCAACCCGGGGUACCUGCUGCAGGGGUCGGCGGCCCUGCGCUGCCGGUCGGUGCCCAACGCGCUGGCCCAGUGGAACGACACGGUCCCCAGCUGCGUAGUGCCCUGCAGCGGCAACUUCACUCAGCGGAGGGGCACGAUUCUGUCGCCGGGGUACCCGGAGCCCUACGGCAACAACUUGAACUGCGUCUGGAAAAUCACGGUGACGGAGGGAUCAGGGAUCCAGAUCCAGGUCAUCAGCUUCGCCACGGAGCAGAACUGGGAUUCCCUGGAGGUUUACGACGGCGGGGACGUGGCCGCGCCCAGACUGGGGAGCUUCUCAGGAACCACGGUGCCCGCCCUGCUGAACAGCUCGUCCAACCAGCUCCGCCUGCACUUCCAGUCAGACAUCAGCGUGGCCGCCGCCGGCUUCCACCUGGAGUAUAAAACCGUGGGCCUCGCCGCGUGCCAGGAGCCCGCGGUGCCCAGCAACGGGCUGAGGAUGGGCGACCGGUACAUGGUGAACGACGUCCUGGCCUUCCAGUGCGAGCCCGGGUACACGCUGCAGGGCCGCUCCCACAUCUCCUGCAUGCCCGGGACCGUGCGGCGCUGGAGCUACCCACCGCCCCUCUGCAUCGCGAUGUGCGGAGGGACCCUGCGCAGCCUGGGGGGCGUCAUCUUGAGCCCGGGGUUCCCCGGCGCGUACCCCAACAACCUGGACUGCACCUGGGAGAUCGCCUUGCCCGUGGGCUACGGUGCGCACAUCCGGUUCCUGAACUUCUCCACCGAGGCCAAUCACGACUUCCUGGAGAUACAGAACGGGCCGCACCGCACCAGCCCGCUGAUCGGGCAGUUCAGCGGCCCCGACCUGCCCGCCGCGCUGCUGAGCACCACCCACCACACGCUCGUCCACUUCUACAGCGACCAUUCCCAAAACCGCCAGGGGUUCAAGCUGGCCUACCAAGCCUAUGAACUCCAGAACUGCCCAGACCCCCCUCCUUUUCGGAACGGGUACAUGGUCCACUCCGACUACAGCGUGGGGCAGUCGGUAUCGUUUGUGUGCUAUCCUGGGUACGUCUUAAUCGGCCACCCUGUCCUCACCUGUCUGCAUGGCACCGACAGAAACUGGAACUACCCCUUUCCGAGAUGCGACGCUCCUUGCGGGUAUAACAUCACGUCUCAGAACGGCACCAUCUAUUCCCCCGGAUUUCCCGACGAGUACCCGGUCCUGAAGGACUGCCUGUGGCUGGUCACUGUGCCCCCGGGCCAUGGGGUCUACAUCAACUUCACCCUGCUGCAGACCGAGGCCGUGAACGACUACAUCGCGGUGUGGGAUGGUCCUGACCAGAGCUCACCCCAGCUGGGCGUCUUCAGCGGGAACACAGCCCUGGAGACCGCGUACAGCUCCACCAACCAAGUCCUGCUCAAGUUCCACAGCGACUUCUCCAACGGAGGCUUCUUCGUCCUCAACUUCCAUGCAUUUCAGCUCAAGAAGUGUCCACCUCCCCCGGCCGUGCCCCAGGCGGAGAUGCUGAGCGAGGACGAGGACUUCGAAAUAGGAGAUGUCGUGAGGUACCACUGCCACCCCGGAUACACGCUGACCGGCGCGGACACGGUCACCUGCAAGCUCAGCUCCCAGCUGCAGUUCCAAGGUCCUCUGCCGACGUGCGAAGCACAAUGCCCAGCCCACGAAGUCCGCACAGAGUCCUCGGGGGUCAUCCUCAGCCCGGGUUACCCUGGCAACUACUUCAACUCGCAGACCUGCUCCUGGAGCGUCCGAGUGGAGCCGACCCACAACAUCACGGUCUUUGUGGACACCUUCCAGAGCGAGAGGCAGUUCGACGCCCUGGAGGUAUUCGACGGUUCUUCCGGUCAGAGCCCUCUGUUGGUGGUCCUGAGUGGGAACCACACGGAGCAACUGAAUUUCACGAGCAGGAGCAACCAGUUAUUCCUCCGCUGGUCCACCGAUCACGCAACCAGUAAGAAAGGAUUCAAGAUCCGUUAUGCAGCCUCUUACUGCAGCUUGACCCAGACCCUGAGGAACGGUGGCAUCUUGAAUAGGACCGCAGGGACCCUGGGCAGCACCGUGCACUACUUCUGCCAGCCCGGAUACCGACUGAUCGGCCACAGCAACGCCACCUGUGCACGGAGCCCCGCGGGCAUGUACCAGUGGGAUUCUCUCCCUCCGCUGUGCCAGGCUGUGUCCUGCGGGAUCCCCGAGGCCCCGGGAAACGGCUCCUUCUCGGGGAACGAGUUCACGCUGGGCGGCGAGGUGACGUACGAGUGUGACGAGGGCUUCCGGCUCGGCGCCGGCCAGCACGCCACGGCCGUGUGCCGGGAAGACGGGUCCUGGAGCCACGGAGGGACGCCGCCCACCUGCCAGCCCGUCACGUGCCCCGGCAUCGAAGCCCAGCUCUCCGAGCACGUGACCUGGAGGCUGGUCUCGGGAUCCCUGAACGAGUUCGGGGCGCAAGUGGUGCUGAGCUGCAGUCCCGGGUACCACCUGGAGGGAGGCCGGCUGGCGCAGUGCCAGGCGAACGGGAGCUGGAGCGUCGUCGAGGAGAGGCCCAGGUGCAGAGUCGUCUCCUGCGGAAGCCUGUCCUUUCCCCGCAACGGCAACAAGAUCGGGACCCUGACCGUGUUCGGGGCCACGGCCAUAUUCACCUGCAACACGGGCUACACCCUGGUGGGCUCCCACGUGCGGGAGUGCCUGGCGAACGGACUCUGGAGCGGCCCCGAGACGCGGUGCCUGGCUGGCCACUGCGGCUCCCCGGACCCCGUCGCGAAUGGCCACAUCAGCGGUGAAGGCUUCAGCUACAGGGACACGGUGGUUUACCAGUGCAGCCCGGGCUUCCGGCUGGUGGGCACCUCGGUGCGCAUAUGCCUGCAGGACCACAAGUGGUCGGGACAGACGCCGGUCUGUGUGGCCAUCACCUGCGGUCACCCUGGGAACCCUGCCCACGGGCUCACCAAGGGCAGCGAGUUCAACCUGAAUGACGUGGUGAACUUCACCUGCAACACCGGCUACCUGCUGCAGGGGGCGUCCCAGGCCCAGUGCCGGAGCAGCGGCCAGUGGAGCAGCCCUCUGCCCACCUGUCGAGUGGUCAACUGCUCCGACCCAGGCUUCGUGGGCAACGCCAUUCGUCAGGUUCAGCAGAGCUUCCCCGAGAGGUUCAUCUACGGAAUGAGUGUCUUGUAUCAUUGCAAGAAGGGGUUUUACUUGCUGGGGUCUUCCGCCUUGACCUGCACGGCUAACGGCUUAUGGGAUCGCUCUUUACCCAAGUGUUUGGCUAUCUCCUGUGGGCACCCGGGUGUGCCGGCCAACGCCAUCCUCACGGGAGACGUGUUCACCUUCGGGGCCACGGUCCACUACUCCUGCAAAGGGACCCACCGCCUCGUAGGCAACUCCACCAGGGUGUGUCGAGAGGACAGCCACUGGAGUGGGGCCCUGCCCCACUGCACAGGAAACAAUCCUGGGUUUUGUGGUGAUCCGGGGACCCCAGCACACGGGUCUCGGCUUGGCGAUGAAUUUAAGACAAAAAGCCUUCUCCGCUUCUCCUGUGAAAUGGGGUACCUGCUGAGGGGCUCCCCCGAGCGCACCUGUCUGCUCAAUGGGUCGUGGUCAGGGCUGCAGCCUUUGUGUGAAGCUGUGUCCUGCGGGAACCCCGGCACACCCCCCAACGGCAUGAUUGUGAGCAGUGACGGCAUCCUGUUCUCCAGCUCGGUCGUCUACGCCUGCUGGGAGGGCUACAGGACCUCGGGGCUGAUGACCCGGCUCUGCACCGCCAAUGGGACCUGGACGGGCACAGCGCCUGACUGCACAGUUGUCAGCUGCGGAGACCCAGGCUCACUGGCCAACGGCGUCCAGUUUGGGACCGAUUUCACCUUCAACCAGACCGUGAGCUACCAGUGCAACCCCGGCUACAUCAUGGAGCCUGCCACGUCGGCCACCAUCCGCUGCACCAAGGACAGCACGUGGGACCCCAGCAAACCUGUCUGCAGAGCGGUCCUGUGCAGCCCGCCACCGCCCGUGGCCCACGGAGCCGUGGAGGGAUCGGAUUUCCGCUGGGGCGCCAGCAUCAGUUACAGCUGUGCGGCCGGCUACCAGCUGUCUCACCCCACCAUCCUGUCCUGCGAAGGCCGAGGCGUGUGGAAGGGGGAGACACCCCAGUGCCUGCCUGUGCUCUGCGGAGACCCGGGCACCCCUGCAGAGGGCCAGCUUGCUGGCAGAAGCUUCACCUACAAGUCGGAGGUCUCCUUCCAGUGCAGGCCACCCUUCAUCCUGGUGGGCUCCUCGAGACGCACCUGCCAGGCCGGCGGCUCGUGGAGUGGAGUGCAGCCCACCUGCAUCGAUCCUGCCCAUAACACCUGCCCAGACCCUGGAACCCCACACUUCGGAAUUCAGAACAGCUCACGAGGAUACGAGGUGGGGAGCACCGUGUUCUUCAGGUGCAGGAAAGGCUACCACGUCCAGGGGCCCACCACGCGCACCUGCCUGGCAAACCUGACGUGGAGCGGAACACAGACCGAGUGCAUACCUCACGCCUGCAGACAGCCAGAGACACCAGCCCACGCAGACGUGAGAGCCAUGGAUCUCCCCUCCUUCGGCUACACCUUAGUGUACACCUGCCAUCCGGGCUUCUUCCUGGCCGGGGGGUCUGAGCACAGGACGUGCAAAGCGGACAUGAAGUGGACAGGGAAGUCCCCUGUCUGCAAAAGUAAAGGAGUGGGAGAAGUUAAUGACACAGUUACUAAAACUCCAGUUCCUUCAGACGUGUUCUCUGUUAGCUCCGUGUGGAAGGGGCAUUACGAGCACUUAGGGAAGCGACAGCCGGCCACGCUCACGGUGGACUGCUUCAACGCCACCAGCAGCCAGGUGAACGCCACCUUCGCCGCGGCCUCUCCGCUGCAGAUGAAGCUGGCAGGGAUCUACAAGAAGGAGGAGGCCCACCUGCUCCUGAGAGCCUUUCAAGUGAGAGGGGCGGCAGAGGUGUUCGGGAGCAAGCCGGAGAAGGAGAACUGGGGUCUGGACGGCUACGUCUCGUCGGGACUUGAAGGAGGAGGAUUCACUUUUCAAGGUGACAUACGUGGGGACAACUUUGGAAAAUUCAAGCUCGAGAGGCAAGGUCCCCUAAGCUCUGACCAGGACUCUUCACAUCGUCACCCGGGCACCAGCGGUGGCUCCGUCGCGGCAGCCAUUCUGGUGCCCUUCUUCGCGCUGAUCUUGUCAGGGUUUGCGUUUUACCUCUACAAACACAGAACAAGACCGAAGGCUCAGUACAACGGCUACGCCGGCCACGAGAGCAGCAACGGGCAGGCCUCCUUCGAGAACCCCAUGUACGACACGGCCCUGAAGCCCACGGAGGCCAAGGCGGUGCGCUUCGACACGGCCCUGAACACCGUGUGCACGGUGGUGUAGCCUCUGCCCGCCGGCCCAGAGCCACGCCUCGGACGGGCAGGCAGCUCCCGGCGCCAUGGCCCUCCCCCGCUUAGCCACAACGACCUUCACACCCACA